GACAGAUGGACGGAUGGAUAGAGACAGACAGAUGGACGGAUGGAUAGAGACAAACAAACAGAUAGAUAGAUAGACUGACAGAGAGAGAGAAACAGACAGACAGAUAGACGGAUGGAUGGAUUGGCGGUUGGACAGAUAGAUAAACAGAGACGGACAGACAGAGAGAGAUAGAAAGAGACAAACAGACAGAUGGAUGGAUAGAUAAAAAGACAGAGAGGAAUGGACAGACAGAGAGAGAAAGACAGAUAGACAUGAAAGCAUGUAAUUAAAAUUGUAUGUCAAAUAAUAGAUAGAUAGACAGACAGAUAGAUAGAUAUGAAAGCAUGUGAUUAAAAUUGUAUGUCAAAUAAUAGAUAGAUAGACAGACAGACAGACAGAUAGAUAGAUAGAUAGACAGACAGAUAGAUAUGAAAGCAUGUGAUUAAACUGUUAUGUCAGAUGAAUGUUUUGUGCGGCUGCUAAUCUGAUAUCUUCAGAGCACGAUCACACACAGAGCGCUUCACAUCUAAAGACACGGAGGAUAUGAAACCCUCUUCAUCAUCAUCAUCAUCUUUAAAUCUGAGCGUACUGUGAGGUGAAGCUCCAGUCUUCAUCCAGGAUGAGUGUGUGUGUGUGUGUGUGUGUGUGUGUGUGUGUGUGUUUCAGCGUCUGGAUGACAGAUCUGAGAUCAGUAAACAGACGUCUGCAGCUUUCUGCACCCCGCUGUAAUUUCAGACUCCAACACAAAACAAAAAUCCAUCUCUGCCGACUUCCUGAGACUCAUCCUGCCUUUGAAAUGUUCGUGCCAGAGUGUAAACACACACACACAAACACACACCGAGGGGCGGGACACAGGCUCUCUACAGCGCUGAGAGCUCACCUGUAACAUCACUCAGGUGUGUGUGUGUGUGUGUGUGUGUGUGCAGAUCCACAGACAGAAGCGGCUCCUCUUCCUCUCAGGUAAGACAUGUCCAGCUGCUUUAAAACUAGUUUAUGCUGAUCAGGUUUAAACUUUAACAAUAACAAAUCACUUCAGCCGUCUUUUAAGAAUUAAUCUGUGUGAAACAUUUAACAGAUGUUCGUGCAAAACAAGAAGUUUUACUUCUGUAUCUAAAUAUCUAAACUACUUUAAUAGUGCAUUAAACUUUGAUUUAAAUUAAGCAAAUAUAAUAAUAGAAAAUAACAAAACUAUAUAUAAAAUAUGUAAAAAUAGUUUAUUUUUCGUAUUAUAUGGAUAAAUGUGUGUGUGCACUGCAAAACUAAACAUUUAUAUUAUACAUUAAAAACAUAUGUAUACAUGUAUAGAUAUGUUUUUGUGCUUGUAUUCAAUUUAUGUAUAUAUAAAAGUCUAAAUCUCAAUUUAACAUUUAACUGCCUAUAUUUUUUACAAUAAUUUUAAAAUAAUUAAGUUGUUACCUUUAAAUAUUAAUACUUGCAUUAUUUAAAAUUGAUUAAUGUCUGAAUAAUAAAGAAUAUUAUGUUUUAACCAGUGCUUUACAUUCAGAAUUACUGAGUAUCUUAGUUUUAAUGUUUUCUGCCAAAGCUGCACCAGUUAAUUUGAUAAUGAUCCUCAUGCAUUUACACAAGAAGAGCACCAGGGUUGUUUUUCUGUGUCGUCUUCAUCAUGUUUUCAUUCAGAAUUUCUCCACUGCUUCCAUUUGUUUCUCUUUAAUGUCCAAUUUGAACCAUUUCACAGUUGAGGGGAUUUCACCAAGAGACAGAGAAGACAUUAUUUAAUGCCUUAAGAUCCACUACGGACAAGCACAGAGAUGUCUUUAAACUGAAAACACAUUGAGGGAUUAGAUCAGUCGUUUAUAUCUCUAUUUCUAUAAUAGACCUGCUUCCUUCUCUCAGUAGUAGAGCACAUUCUGCUGUCCUCCUGUAACUCUUGUGUUGUACACAGUGUGGUGAAUUAGAGACGGAUUACUGACACACUGAUGUAUCAAACCUCUUUUAACUUCAGAUAUCUGUAAAUAAAUUCAAUGCAUUAUUAUUUGGAUAACAUGUUGAUUAUAAGUUAAAUGUAACAGGCAUUCGCAUCCACAAACUAUGUUUUGGGUCUUUUCCUCAGUCUUUCAUGUCAAAUCCGUGUUAAUUGCAAGGAGCGUCCGUUCCAGGUUUAUCGCACGUAUUUGAACCUCAGACUCAAGGGUUAUUAUGUUAAUCUAGAGUGUGUUUGAUGUGUUUUAGUCUAAACUCCUGUCCGUCUCUCUCGAAAUCCUUCACAGGGCUUUCAAAGAGCGUUUUCUGAGCGUCUGGGAUUUACACGAGGAAGAGGAGGAUGCUUCGUCACCUCAGGAAACACACGUUAAUCCGCCAGUUUUAGAGACACUUCCUUGUCUACGAACGAACAAACAGAACCUCGUCUAAACAUGGACACGUCCCUCCAGGAAUCUCCUUGUCAUUUGUCCAGGAGCAGCAGGUGUUGUGCGCUCUCUGGUGGUUACGGAGGGAAUUACACGCAUGUGGAUCGCCCGUUGCCUCUGUUGUUAUACCCGAGCCGCGUUGAUCAGCGAGUCUACGAUAGAUCCUUCUGUAGCAGUGCAUCGCUGCUCUCGUACCUACCGUCGUUACACGGGAGCUUCGGCAUCUACGAAUGUCCGUUCGAGCCCGCCUUCAUCCAGAAACGCAACGAGCGGGAACGCCAGCGCGUGAGGUGUGUGAACCAGGGAUACGCCAAACUACGCGAGCACCUGCCCAACGGGAGCACGGACAAACGGCUGAGCAAAGUGGAGACGCUGCGCGCGGCCAUACGCUACAUCAGGUACCUGCAGGAUCUGGUGGAGAACGCGGGCACGGCGGAGGAGAACCGAGAAGUGUCACCGUUUUCCAUAUCCGAAUCGUCUUCUGAGGAGUCUGUUGGGAGAUAA
Messenger RNA from Carassius auratus (goldfish), 2849 nucleotides. Its product is annotated as achaete-scute homolog 5-like. The coding region runs from base 2352 to 2849 and encodes 165 amino acids. The record is from RefSeq and is a predicted model, not a curated record. Gene Ontology annotation, biological process: regulation of transcription by RNA polymerase II; developmental process. Lineage: Eukaryota; Metazoa; Chordata; Actinopteri; Cypriniformes; Cyprinidae. Gene Ontology annotation, molecular function: protein dimerization activity; RNA polymerase II transcription regulatory region sequence-specific DNA binding; DNA-binding transcription factor activity, RNA polymerase II-specific. The transcript has a single exon.